AUGAUUGAUUAUUUUUAUGCAAACUUUAUAGGAUUCCAAUUCGAAUUCCCUUUGAGCAUAGAACGCAUCAUUAGUUUAGUUACUGCUUUUGAUCUUUCUCUAGCAUCUAUUCUUCCACUUCUUUCAAGCUUUGGCUGUGUUUCUACAAUGAACGAUUGGGCUCCUCCCCUCAUAGCUGCGGCACUGUUUUGGCUCUUGUCCCCAGGAAUGAUCUUUCAGUUGCCGGGGAAGAACGCACCCUUUGAGUUUAUGAACAUGAAGACCACUGUUGCAUCCAUGUUCGUGCACACUGUAAUUUAUGGUCUGUUGCUCAUGUUGUUCUUCGUUGUUCUUAGUGUCCAUCUUUAUAUUUAA
This is a messenger RNA of Sphenostylis stenocarpa, 354 nucleotides long. Lineage: Eukaryota; Viridiplantae; Streptophyta; Magnoliopsida; Fabales; Fabaceae. The record is from the annotation of a GenBank genome assembly.